AUGAGUUUCCAAAGAAAGGCAUGUCUCAGCAGCCGCGGCAGCCGCAGCGAGAAGCGCAGCCAAACCAGCCGGAGAGCUGUGCACUCUGCUGCUGCACCUGAGGCUAAACUUGAACCUGUGGUUGUUGAAGCUGAGGCUGUUGCAGAAGCUGCCCCCGUUGUCGAAGCUGUCGCAGAAGCUCUGCCCGUUGUUGAAGCUGUCGCAGAAGCUGCCCCGUUGUUGAAGGCUGCCCCCGUUGUUGAAGCUGUCGCAGAAGCUGUACCUGUAGUUGAGGCUGUCGCAGAAGCUGCCCCCGAUGUUGAAGCUGUCGCAGAAGCUGCCCCCGUGUUGAGGCUGUCGCAGAAGCUGACACUGUAUGGCGCUGAGGCUGCAGCUGAAGUUUCAGCCCCUGUGGAGAGCACCGAGGAGCUGGGCUUUGGGGGGCUAGUGGAUGCAGGUGCAGAGUAUGAAAAGGCCUUGGGGGAAGUAGCAAAGCUUCAGAGACUCUAUGGUGGUGGAGACCUCACAUCUUUUCCCGAGGUCAAAUUUACAAGAGCCAAGUGGAUGAAGUUCCCAGAAGUGAACUCAGCACUUUGCCGUUAA
This is a messenger RNA of Etheostoma spectabile (orangethroat darter), 582 nucleotides long. RefSeq names its product magnetosome-associated protein MamJ-like. The record is from RefSeq and is a predicted model, not a curated record. Gene Ontology annotation, molecular function: proton transmembrane transporter activity. NCBI's taxonomy places the organism in Eukaryota, Metazoa, Chordata, Actinopteri, Perciformes, Percidae. Gene Ontology annotation, biological process: proton motive force-driven ATP synthesis. Gene Ontology annotation, cellular component: proton-transporting ATP synthase complex.